Molecule: messenger RNA, 2172 nt
Organism: Exophiala spinifera
Lineage: Eukaryota; Fungi; Ascomycota; Eurotiomycetes; Chaetothyriales; Herpotrichiellaceae
Exons: 2
Coding region: 1-2172 (723 amino acids)
Source: RefSeq, a predicted model, not a curated record
AUGGAAUCUACCCUGGAAUCUCCGUCAAGACUUCCUCUUCUACCAGAGAAGAGUCCCACAACUCCCGCAACAUCCAAUGAUACGGAUAGCCUUCUGCGCUCUCCAAUCUCGCCGAAAGCACAAAAGGCCUUCAUGAAAGGGGCUAUGACUUCGUUGGUCUGGGGUGCGUGUGCUCCGUGCAUUCCAAUUAUGAUUGUGACCUGCAUGCUCUUGAAACCCAUUCUCAGCCAUCGGAUCAAGGAUAGCCUCGUCUUUGUGCCGACGAGUGACCAGGCGACGACGGGCAACGAAGCACUAGACGCUCUCAAGGGUAUCCAAAGUUUCCAGAGCUCUGGCGGUAGCAAGGCGUAUUAUCUGCAUCACAACGAAUGGACCAACCCGGCAGUACUGCACAUGAUCGCUUCCUGGUCGGCAAAGAUUCUACCUUUCGUGACCGGAACCUCGAUGGCCCUGGUAGCUUUCUUCGCCGGCCACCAUUUUAUCUGGACGACCCAGAACAAUUCGAAGAAACUGCCGAGCCCGCAUCAAGUAUCGAUCCUAAUCGGACUGCUGAAUGGAGGUGGCACUCAACCACUCAUCGACACUAUCAAGUAUCGAAUGCACCAUGACGAGCACCUUGUGCAACCCCUUCCGAUUGCAUUUUGGAGCCUAUCAUUCAUUGUUGUGAUGACCUUCGCGAUUGGUGCGAUCGACAGCUGGUUCGGCGCCACAACCACCGCCCUGAACAUUGCACUUGUUACUCCCAGUGCCAAUACUUCACACUCCUUUGGGAGAAGUCUAAUCUCUGACUGCAUUUCGGAAUCAUGGCAGCAACAUAGCUGUCCUUCCAAUGCUCAGGCGACAUGUGCGUAUCCGUGCAGCAUCUCGACCUGGAAUGCUUCUUCGGGUCAAGAGCGGGAAGGCGUGAAAAACGCCCAACAAGCGGCGCAAACUCUGAUGUUUCGUUCUAAAAAUACAACAGUGUUGAAUACCACACUCAAUGGGGCCAGUUAUUUCUUCCUGGGCGAUGUCGAUGGCAAUGCGAAGCUUGACUUCAGCGCGACAGCCGUUGCCGUUUCGACUCAGUGUCAAAUGGUGACUCCAAACUGCACUGUGCGGCCCGACCUUGGGCCCGGCUUUACCUGCGGCUCGUACAACGCACCGUCGUUUUCAUAUUCGGGAGCAGUUGGUUUUGCUCCCAGCGCCGUGACCUCCCCUUCCGACAUGGCAAUGGUGGGUAUUCAGUUCUUCAACGACACAGAGUGGAAUCAACCAGUCGGCUUCGGGGACAAUACCACGGACCUGUUUGCCGUGAAAAACCCAAUCUACUUCCUGACCUGGUCAAAGGGCUUUCCACCGAUGAACACACACGCAUCAGAUGGGUUCUCUGCCAUGCGCAAUGGCCGUUAUUACCAAUAUGACGACACGGGCGACGCAGUGUACAUUCUGGACUGCUCAACCUCGAUCUACGACGCCGAGUAUUACUGGGUCAACGGGACUGUGGCUUCCAUUGAGAUCAAAGCGCUCAAAUCCGGGUACUACGGUGCAGCCUUGAGCGCUCCAUUUUCCACGUACACGGCACUCGCUCACCUCUCGCUUCAAGACGCUGCGGCUUUGGCGGCGUAUCAAACAGAUCCACAGAACUUGACCGCUUUGUACUCCAGCUAUUUCUCCCGUGCCGCUAUUGGCUUGACCUCUGGCUUCUCUGUCGCAGUGGCGAAUGAACGCGAGUCAAAUAGGACUAACAGCUACCUUGCAACGCGCGUUCCGUUGGUGCCGUUGUACACCCUGAUCGCCCUCAAGGCAGUGUAUGCCGCGUUUGCUCUGGGCCUGGCCCUGCUAGCAGUCUUCCUGGCGAAUCCAUCCCAGUCUCAGGAGGCCAAAGAACGUCUCACGAUCCACGGUCUCGCGGCCGGGUUCUUCGAGCCGAAAAAACAGCACGAACGAGCCGUCAGGAACGUCCAGGACCUGUUCGAGGAGCACCGAGACCCGGAACCCAGCGAUGACACCAAGCGCAUCGGCAUGGUGCGGACGCAGCAGGGCGGUUGGCAGUGGGUGACGCUUGCACGGAAAACCGCCGACACCUUCGGGAUUCCAGAGAUGGUGAACAUUGCAGCAGAUGAGGCUGCGGGUCGACAAGACGGCAUUGGGAGGAUGGCUCAGGGAUUGAGACUAGUUAAUGAGAUCAUCUAG